Molecule: messenger RNA, 474 nt
Organism: Humulus lupulus (European hop)
Lineage: Eukaryota; Viridiplantae; Streptophyta; Magnoliopsida; Rosales; Cannabaceae
Exons: 1
Coding region: 1-474 (157 amino acids)
Biological process (GO): DNA repair; telomere maintenance
Molecular function (GO): DNA helicase activity
Source: RefSeq, a predicted model, not a curated record
AUGGGAAAAAACAUAAAUGAUUACCAUUUAGUUGAUUACAAUAUUGAAUUAUCUGAAGAUGAAAAAUUUAUGAAAGAUAUAAAUGAGGAAUUAGAAAUAAUUGUUUCCAAAAAAGACUUAUUUGUUGUUUCAAUGCUAAAUAAAGAACAAAAAUAUGCAUAUGAUAUCAUAUUGAAGAAAGUUUUUUCAAAUCAAGCUGGUGCUUUUUUCAUUGAUGGUCCUGGUGGAGCUGGAAAAACUUGCUUAUAUAAUGCUAUUCUUGCAACAGUGAGAUCUAAAAAAUUAAUUGCUUUAGCAACUGCUUCAUCAAGAGUUUCUGCAACUAUAUUGUCUGGUGGCCGAACUGCUCAUUCAAGGUUUAAAAUUCUACUUGAGAUUGAUCAAAAUUGUAUUUGUGGUGUUAGCAAACAAUCUAGUUUAGCUAAGUUAUUACAACUCACACAGCGCUUAUCAUAUGGGAUGAAGCUCCAAUAA